GACGAGGUGAGGGGGGACGGGUCACCCUGACCCACCACCCUGCACCAACAGCGAUUUUCCAGGAGGCGUGUAAGUCCGAGUGUUACUUCCUCAAUGGCACCGAGCGGGUCAGGUAUAUACAGAGGUUCAUCUACAACCGGGAGCAGUAUGUGCACUUCGACAGCGACGUGGGGCACUUCGUGGGGGAUAACCCCAUAGGCGAGUUCCAAGCCAAGCACUUCAACGACAAUUUGGAAAUCCUGGAGCAGAAACGGGCUGAGGUGGACACGUACUGCCGGCACAACUAUGGGGUGUCGACCCCUUUCCUCGUAAAUCGGAGAGUGACUCCGGAGGUCGAGAUCUUCCCGAUGCAGUCGAGCUCGGCGCCGCAGACCAACCGGUUG
Molecule: messenger RNA, 383 nt
Organism: Nestor notabilis (Kea)
Lineage: Eukaryota; Metazoa; Chordata; Aves; Psittaciformes; Psittacidae
Product: DLA class II histocompatibility antigen, DR-1 beta chain-like
Exons: 2
Biological process (GO): antigen processing and presentation of exogenous peptide antigen via MHC class II; immune response; positive regulation of T cell activation
Cellular component (GO): membrane; MHC class II protein complex
Molecular function (GO): MHC class II protein complex binding
Source: RefSeq, a predicted model, not a curated record